This is a messenger RNA of Hydatigera taeniaeformis, 1182 nucleotides long. The record is from the annotation of a GenBank genome assembly. Lineage: Eukaryota; Metazoa; Platyhelminthes; Cestoda; Cyclophyllidea; Taeniidae.
AUGAGUGCUUCGUCUGAAGAGGUCGAUGACACUUUGCCUUCCUCUUUAUUUUCUUCUUCGAUCCUACGGCCUUCGGUGUUGUCAGACAAAUUAAAAGCGGUUGGUGCUGAUAUGAAAACGUCAAAAUUCGAGUCUUCUGCGAAGCCAUCAAAAUCACUUGUAGAAGCUCCUAAUUUCGUAGCUACACGUUCUAUUCCCGCUUCUGCAGAACCCACCAACUCUCCCGGCUAUGUUUUUGGUCAAAAUAUGGGUUCCCGAGUUGUAAACGCAGAUCAAGGGGCUUCAGAAAACAUUUGGCAGGCUAUUAAAUCAGAUAGCUAUAGUAAAGAUCAAUAUUUAUUCCUAUCUUCACUUUACCGAUUUAGAAAUCAGGAGGACUCCAGUACUUCUGUGUUUACAACUCUUGCGAAGGCAGUGGCCAGCCAUUCAAAGCAGAAGGAGGGAGAGCUUCUAGAAGACUCCGCUGUGGCUUUGGCCAGAAAGCGCAACGCUGCUCAAAUUUCGCUACCAUCUAAUGUCAAUGGCGAUCAAUUCGAGAUUAUCACGGGCGAGGAGGGUGAACGAACGGCGCUUGAACUUACCUGCAACGCUUACGUCUUUGAUCGCGAAUCGAAGCAAUGGAAAGGAAUUGGACAGAGCUACCUUCACUUGAAUGACACUACUCUCACUGAUCGCAAAACUUCGCGUCUUAUUAUCCGUUUGCAGUCUACUCGACGUGUGGUUGUGAAUACCCGCAUCUGGUCGGAGAUGCCAGUAGCCUACGUGGGGGAGAACAAAGCGGUGCGAAUUGGAGCGCUAAUAGUCGCAGGACAGGGUCAGACAGAAACUGAGGGUGCCAUUCGCACCUACAUGCUACGCUUCACUACCGCCGAUUCCGCACGCUUUCUCUUUGAGGCACUGCAGGAGCGUCGGCUUUCCGCAGAGAAGUUGGAGACCUUUGUUAAACGACCUCGCCUAGAGGAAUCGCUGUCACCCAUGGUUGAAGAAAAUAGCGUUGCGAAGAUAUCUAACCCUUCGCACAGUAUGUCUCUCCUUCUCCUAAAUCUUCGCAUUGUAAGCGUAUUUUGCUCUACAAUCACUAUCAUUACAUCUUCUACCGGGCCAACUUAUUUCAUUGUCGAAAUGUAUAUGUCAACUCUUCUCAUUAGUUCUGAUUCUAUCCAAUUUCGACUUAUGCGAUAG